AUGGCCUCCAAACCCCCGGCCACUGAGAUCAAACCCGCAAUCAUUGAUGGCGAGGACAUAGAUGAAGGCCAAAUUGUCACGGCCGAAGAUGAUACUACCAAGCGCGGAGAUGACAAUGAGAAUAUUGAAUAUGACUAUGAAUCGAAUCGAUCGCCAUUUCCUGAGGUUAGGGCUGUUGUCCCCGAAACAGAUGACCCAGGGUUACCAGUGAACACACUUCGAAUGUGGCUACUGGGAAUGUUCUUCACGAUCCUCGGCUCUGGAAUCAACCAAUUCUUCUCACUGCGCUAUCCAAGCGUCCAUAUCGUCUCCCUAGUGGCAGAGCUACUAGCCUACCCAUGCGGCGUCUUCCUCGCAAAGACCCUCCCAACAACCCCAUUCAAACUGGGCCCAUUAGGGACAUUCACUCUAAACCCAGAUCGAUCAUUCAACAUCAAAGAGCACACAGUGAUCGUGAUAAUGAGCAACGUCUCCUUCGGCUACGGGAGCGCAGACGCAACAAACAUAAUCCAAGCCUCAAGCAAAUCAUUCUACAACUUCGGCCUGAAAGCCGGCUUCGACGUCCUGAUCGUCCUCUGCGCCCAACUCCUCGGUUUUGGAGUUGCCGGACUCGCAGCACCAUGGCUAGUAGAACCAGCAAGCAUAAUCUGGCCAGGCGUGCUGUCAAACUGCGCAAUGCUCGAAACCUUGCAUUCACGCGCAAACCAUAUAGCAGACGGAUGGCGAAUCUCCCGACUUCGCUUCUUUCUCUAUGUCACAGCGGCCGGCUUUAUCUGGUAUUUUUUUCCAGGAUUGAUCUUCACAGCCCUCAGCUACUUCACCUGGGUCUGCUGGAUCGCACCCAAGAAUGUAAUCGUCAACCAGCUCUUCGGCAUGCAAACCGGUCUGGGAUUGAGUCCGAUUACCUUUGACUGGAGCCAGAUCGCAUACAAUACAAACCCGCUCCUGUCACCAUCUUGGGCGGCUUUGAACGUCUUCUUCGGAUUCGCUUUCUUCUACUGGAUCGUCGUGCCGGCGCUUUACUAUACGAACGUCUGGUUCACGGCAUACCUCCCUCUGAUGACGAGUGAUGUAUACGACAAUACAGGUGCAGUUUACGAUACGGCGCGAGUUAUCGCAGCCGAUAAUAGUCUCAAUGUCGACGCGUAUCGACAAUAUUCACCCCCAUUCUUAGGCGCUACCUUUGCAUUCGUGUACGGGCUUUCCUUCGCAGCGAUUACGUCUGUCCUCACUCACAUUGCAUUUUGGCAUAAGAAAGAUCUCUGGGCUGCCCUGAAAGGCCGAAACAGACUAGAUAUUCACGCGCGUCUGGUUCGCGCCUCAUACAGGCAAACACCGUGGUAUUGGUACGCGGGCAUCAUAGUCGUUAUAACGGCCAUCGCCAUCGCCAUCGUUGAAGUCUACCAUACCAAUUUACCCGUCUACGGUGUCUUUCUUGCACUUGUCAUUCCAGUCGUGUAUAUGGUCCCCUGUGGCAUCGUUCAAGGCAUAACAAACGUCGACGCAAACCAGCUGAAUGUCCUAUCCGAGUUUAUCGGUGGAUACCUAUUCGAAGGCCGUCCACUCGCAAACAUGAUUUUCAAGAUCCUUUCCACAGACGUCGUUGGACAGGGUGUUUACUUCGCUAUGGAUAUGAAGCUGGCGCAUUACAUGAAAGUUCCGCCUCGGACUACCUUUGUCGCGCAGGGUGCUGCUACCAUUCUUGGUGCUCUUACUCAGACGGGGGUUACGCUUUGGUCGCUUUCUAAUAUAUCUGGGAUUUGUGAGUCGGACCAGUCGGAUGGCUUUUCGUGUCCGAAUGGUCGUACUGUUUAUUCAUCCUCUGUCAUUUGGGGUCUUGUUGGUCCGCGGAGGUUGUAUUCUGCCGGCAAGAUUUAUUCGUCUUUGUUACAUUUCUUUUGGAUUGGGGCUAUUACGCCGAUUGUAACUUGGGCGUUGUAUAAGUAUACGCGUCGUGAGUUCUUCAAGUGGAUUAAUUGGCCGUUGAUCUUUGUGGGGACUUGGAAUGUUCCUCCUGCCACCGGUAUCAACUAUUCCAGUUGGGCGCUCGUUAACUUCUUAUUCAAUCAUGUCUUCCGUCGGAGGUACUUUGCCUGGUGGACGAAGUAUAACUAUAUCUUGGCGGCCGCUCUUGACACGGGCCUUGCUCUGAGUGGUAUAGUCAUUUUCUUCUGCAUUUCAUACCCUGGUGCUACAUUCCCAUCUUGGUGGGGAAAUACGGUAUAUCUCAAUACUGCCGAUGGCGAGGGCGUGGCUUACAUGCCCAUGCCUGAGGUGGGAUACUUUGGACCUGCCAAUGGCACAUGGAGCUAA
Molecule: messenger RNA, 2313 nt
Organism: Penicillium antarcticum
Lineage: Eukaryota; Fungi; Ascomycota; Eurotiomycetes; Eurotiales; Aspergillaceae
Gene: optD
Exons: 3
Coding region: 1-2313 (770 amino acids)
Biological process (GO): transmembrane transport
Molecular function (GO): oligopeptide transmembrane transporter activity
Source: RefSeq, a predicted model, not a curated record